Molecule: messenger RNA, 1428 nt
Organism: Trichobilharzia regenti
Lineage: Eukaryota; Metazoa; Platyhelminthes; Trematoda; Strigeidida; Schistosomatidae
Source: the annotation of a GenBank genome assembly
AUGGUUGUUGACCAAAUAUCAGAAAUCGAUAAAGCACUUGCCAGUGAUGAAUUGGAAAAGACAACUCAAAAGAUAAUUAUUGAGGAUAUAUCACAGGAACCAAUCUCUAUCACUAUCUCAGAGUCUUUCACAGAUGGAGCUGAAGCUUCAACUUUAAAUUCCCAAUCAACCAAUGAUAAUAGACCAUCACUCCAACCAUUUACAAGAUGUAAAAGCCCAUCUAAUAAUAAAAAUUCACUGAGUAGUUCAUCAAAUGCAACGUCUAUUGAAUAUUCACAAACUCCAAGUCCAGGUGAUUCUGGUCGUCGACGUUUAGUGCCAGACUUUAAUAUUGAUGAUUUACUGCUGAUAUCAGAAUUGGGAAGAGGUAAUGGUGGAGUUGUGACAAAACUACAGCAUAAACCAUCUGGUACAUUGUUGAUUAGAAAAACAUUUGAAUUAGACGUUAAGACAACUACAAGAGCACAGAUUGUCAGGGAUUUACAGGUUCUUUGGGAGUGUAUAUCACCGCAUAUAAUUGAGUUCCAUGGAGCAAUACAUUCUGAUUGCUUAAUAAGUAUUUAUAUGGAGUAUAUGGAUGUUGGUGGGAUGGAUUUACUAUUACGAAUGGUUGGACGUUUUCCUGAACCAAUUAUUAUUCAUAUUGCUGAUUCAGUUGUUUCUGGUCUGUUAUAUCUUUGGCAAGAGUUGCAUAUGUUCCAUCGUAACCUAAAGCCAUCCAAUAUACUUAUCAAUCGUGCUGGCAUAAUCAAAUUAUGCGAUUUUGUUGUAAGUUUGCAGUUAAGUGAAUAUGUGGCGUCUGGAUUUUUGGGAUUCUCCACGUAUUUGGCACCUGAACGUCUAGCUGGCGAACUAUUCAAUGGAGCCAGUGAUAUCUGGAGUCUGGGACUAACAUUAAUGGAAUUGGCUAUUGGACAGUAUCCAAUUCCGUCUAUUGAUCCAGUUGAUUUUGUACGUGCAUUUGCACCAGAUCAAGAAACAAAUAUGCUUGAGCAUACGAGAGCUGCAAAAACUGGUGAAUUACUACCUGCACUUACAGAUCCAAAUAGUCGUUCUACAAUCGGUAUGUAUGAUUUAUUCGCCUACAUUGUAGAACAACCAGCACCAAGAUUACCAUUGUAUUGUUUUUCAUCCCAAUUUAUUCAUUUUAUUCAUGGUUGUCUACAAAAAGAUCCUAGUGAUCGUUUAUCUAUUGAAAUAAUUCAUAGACAUUAUAUUCCAGAGUUGAUUAAACUAUCAUGUCCACAUCAUUCACAUUCUAGUAUAUUACGUCCAAUAUUUAUUGAUAGUUGCUUAAUUAAUUAUCUACGUGGAGUAUUUGCACGUCAACAAGCUGAAGCGAUAGAUGCUGUUGCAUUAGCUGUUGGUGAAGAUUUUGAUUCGAUUGAUACAGAUUUUGAAGUGACUACAAUGUCACAUUCAGCAUAG